Mesocestoides corti is the source of this 519-nucleotide messenger RNA. NCBI's taxonomy places the organism in Eukaryota, Metazoa, Platyhelminthes, Cestoda, Cyclophyllidea, Mesocestoididae. The record is from the annotation of a GenBank genome assembly.
AUGGCGAACCGUGCAAAGACUGCUAAGCCUUAUCUUAACGCAGUCCGUGCGACGCUGACUGCAGCACUCUGCAUCGAAAACUUUCCCUCUCAGGUGGUAGAGCGCCACAAUAAACCAGAAGUUGAAGUUCAGACUUCCAAGGAAUUGCUGCUCAAUCCUGUCGUCGUGAGUCGGAAUGAGCGUGAACGCGUGCUUAUCGAGGGUUCCGUGAAUUCUGUGCGUGUGAGUAUCGCAAUCAAGCAGUCUGAUGAGAUUGACCGAAUAAUCUGUCACAAGUUUAUGCGAUUUAUCAUGAUGCGGGCUGAAGAGUUUGUCAUCCUACGGCGGAAGCCCAUUCCGGGUUAUGAUAUUACCUUCCUUAUCACAAACUUCCACACGGAAAAGAUGCUGAAAAACAAACUCGUUGAUUUUAUCAUCACCUUUAUGGAAGAAAUCGACAAGGAGCUCUCGGAAAUGAGACUAGCCGUGAACUCACGAGGCCGCCUUUGUGCAGAGGAAUUUCUGAAAGCCUUUGAUUAA